Molecule: messenger RNA, 2190 nt
Organism: Epinephelus fuscoguttatus (brown-marbled grouper)
Lineage: Eukaryota; Metazoa; Chordata; Actinopteri; Perciformes; Serranidae
Product: RNA polymerase II elongation factor ELL
Exons: 12
Coding region: 19-1815 (598 amino acids)
Biological process (GO): transcription elongation by RNA polymerase II; snRNA transcription by RNA polymerase II; positive regulation of transcription elongation by RNA polymerase II
Cellular component (GO): transcription elongation factor complex
Molecular function (GO): cis-regulatory region sequence-specific DNA binding
Source: RefSeq, a predicted model, not a curated record
UAGUGUUCAGUUGUAGAAAUGGCAGCGCUGAGACAGGAGCAUCGGUAUGGGCUCUCCUGUGGCAAAAUCAACAAAAACACCCCGAAUCAAACUCUGUAUCACGUCAAACUCACUGACACUGCCAUCCGGACCCUCGAAGCCUACCAGAACCUGAAGGCAUCACUAUCAAAUCAGCCAGCGAUUUGCUUCAAGGGGAGCCAGGGGUACGUGAAGAUCCCAGCACCAACCCCUGAAUCUCCGGAUGGAUUCAGAGUCUUCUCGUUCUACCUUUCCAGUGACAGCAAAGACAAGCCUCAGUCCAGCUUCGACUGCAUUCACCAGUAUGUCUCAGGGGAGGGCAGGGAUCACCUGGAGGGCCAGGGUAGCAUUCAGGACAAGAUCACAGUUUGUGCCACAGAUGACUCCUACCAGACGACCCGGGAGCGCAUGUCUCAGGUGGAGAAGGACAUCUGGAGCCGCUCAGCAAUUGAGAUCAAGCCGGGGCCAAGUAAGUGCGUGAAGGUCCAGAGGAAGCAGGGUCUGGUAUCAGGCUCAGAUAGCAGCAACAAGCACUCCCCCAGCAACAAGAGGAGCCUGGUUCCCAGCCCUGUGGCACACCGGCCCUUGAGAGAUCGCAUCAUUCAUCUCCUGGCCUUAAAGCCCUACAGGAAACCUGAGCUGCUACUGUGGUUGGAGAGGGAGCGGGCCAGUCCAAAGGACAAGGCUGACCUGACCUCAGUACUGGAUGAGGUUGGUAAACUGAACUCUAAAGACCACAGCUACUCUCUGAAGGAUGAGCUCUACAGACACGUCCAGAGAGACUGGCCGGGAUAUUUAGAGGAGGAGAAGCAACUCAUCCACAGGCUCUUGAUUAGGAAACUUCAGCCACUCCACAGUAGCCAGUUGAAGAGUCCCCAAUCCAACCAUACAUUCCACAAAACUCCCGGGGACUCUCCAGCACAUCUCAGUCCUGCCAAGAAUCUCUCUGUGAAACGCCCGUUGCCCUCGGACCCUUCCAACUUUCAGACCCCUAAAAAACAAAGACUAUUAGACCAGUGUUUGCCUCAGCAGUCACCGUCUCAUGGAGACUGUGGCACCAACGGUCGCAGCUCCUCCAGUCUUGGAAACUCUAGAGUACAGAUCAAACUGGAGUUUGACAAAACCAACAAUCAUCUCCAGGGGAGCCCACAUGGUCUGUACUCACCGCACAAACUCACUGGGUCAUCUACUGUUCCCAAACUGGAGAGCACGGAGCCAGCUCCUACUGCACCCAGCCCUAAGCCGCCACACACUGACACGUCCAUUUGCACUGACCAACCUUUCACCAACGGCCAACACAAGAAGAAGAGGUCCAAGAAGCACAAAGACAAAGAACGAGAGCGCUUAAAACCAGACUGGAUUGAGACAAGUCCAGACUUGAAGCAGAACAGAGAAAAUCUCAAAGACCAUGAGGGAGAGAAAACACCUGUCAGUCGAACCUCAGCAGAGGAACUGCCCGACUAUUUAAUAAAAUACAGCACCAUAACAGCACUGGAGCAGCGUCAACAGUAUAAGGACGACUUCUGUGCCGAGUACGAUGAAUACAGAGCUCUUCAUGACCGGAUUGGGGCUAUCACAGAGAUGUUUGUUCAGUUGGGCUCAAAGAUCAACACUCUCUCCCCGGGAACACAAGAGUACAAGCUUAUGGAGGACCAAAUACUACAAAAGUACAAAAAGUAUAAGAAAAAGUUUCCUGGAUAUCGGGAAGAGAAGAAGCGAUGCGAGUACCUCCAUCUCAAACUGUCGCAUAUCAAAGGCCUGAUCACACAUUACGACCAAGCGCAGGGACUAUCAUAGUAACCUGCCUCUGCCCUCAGCAGGGUGUAACAAAACUGGACCAAAAGACUCCUGAUGGACCCAAAGACUGCCCAGCUGAGUCCUGGAGUCACUGAGACACUAAUCACUUUACUCCUCCGAGUGUUAAUGGAAUCGAGGAGCGAGGUUAUUUUUUUCAAAAGUGGGCUGAGACCACCAACUCGUGAUCAAAUGUUGCCCUUUAACGUUAUGGUUUUCGACUAUGAUUAUCGCUGUAAUGGCUGGAUUCUGUUCUGCUGUAAAAUGGUCCGAUGACAUAGUGAAAGCCAAAUCCAUUUCUCUGAAAUGCAAAGCAGAUGUGAUCCUUUCUGCUGUAUUGCAUUUUUAUUCUAUCCUUUAUCGUAUCAGAACUUAAAA